UGUAUUGCGUGUCAAAUAUUUACUAAUAUAUAAAUGUAAAUUGUUAAUAGGAUUUUUCAAAAUUCAAUGUAUGGACUACCGCCAAAUGAGUUCGACCGUUUGUGCGAUGAACAAUUUGCAGCAUGGUUCAAAACAUAUGUUCACAGUAAUCAUGAUCAAGUUGAAGAGCAAGGAUUGCUAUAUUAUCUGUCAUGGGGUGCACAGUCAAGCAUACGAACUUGGCCAGCAUAUUUCAUAAACGGGUAUAAUUUUCACACUCAAGAAUAUGGAAUGGGAAAAGCCACAAUGAAUAGUGGUGUGUGUGUUCGGUCAUCCAAUUGUGGUAGUUCAAAAGAUGAUUUUUAUGGCUUGUUGGAUGAAAUCAUCGAGAUAGAGUACCCCGGACCAUUAAUGCGGGUUGUGUUAUUUAAGUGCAUGUGGUUCAACCCCGUCAAAGGAAUGAAGGUGCAUACGAAGUUUAAUUUGGUUGAAAUAAAUCACAAGAAAAGGUAUAAGAAAUAUGAACCAUUUGUGUUGGCACAACAAGCAAUUCAAGUAUAUUAUGCAUCAUAUCCUAGUUUGAAACGUGACAAAGCUGAUUGGUGGGCUGUAUGUAAAACCAAAGCACGAAGAAAAAUCGAGGAACACUGGAAGGAUACAGCAUAUCAACAAGAGGAAGUUUGUAACGCGGUUCAAACUGAGGAAUAUAACAUUCCUACUCUACGAGAUCCAUGUGGAGCAAUGAUAGAUGUAGAUCUAACUGAAAUUCGCGAAUCAAAUUUAGAAGGUGUUGCAUAAUCUGAUUUUGAGACAGAGGAUGAUGAGGAUGAUGAUGAUGAUGAUGACGAUGAUGACGACGAUGACGAUGAUGCUCAAGAAGAAGAUCAAGAUCAAGAUGAAGACAAA
This is a messenger RNA of Syzygium oleosum, 885 nucleotides long. RefSeq lists its product as uncharacterized. The transcript is spliced from 2 exons. The record is from RefSeq and is a predicted model, not a curated record. Bases 67 to 777 code for a protein of 236 amino acids. NCBI's taxonomy places the organism in Eukaryota, Viridiplantae, Streptophyta, Magnoliopsida, Myrtales, Myrtaceae.